Messenger RNA from Aspergillus tanneri, 792 nucleotides. RefSeq lists its product as uncharacterized. Gene Ontology annotation, molecular function: demethylase activity; oxidoreductase activity. The transcript has 2 exons. Gene Ontology annotation, biological process: oxidative demethylation. The record is from RefSeq and is a predicted model, not a curated record. Bases 1 to 792 code for a protein of 263 amino acids. Lineage: Eukaryota; Fungi; Ascomycota; Eurotiomycetes; Eurotiales; Aspergillaceae.
AUGAACAAACGGACAUCUCACGUGCAACAAAAUUUUCUGCGUUCGAUUAUUCAACCUUUCAUCCACCCGCAUCAUCCGCGACAGGGCAUGGUGGGGGAAUUCAAGGAGCUACCCAUUGAGCCACGGGGUAUCCUCUGGCAAGAUGACUUUGUCGACCCAGACCACGAGCAACGGCUCAUCUCCAUCUUUCUCAACGAGCUAGAAUGGCCCGCUCGCGCUGGCCGACUGUCCCUUCACUACGGCUACACCUUCGACUAUAAAACAUUUGGAAUCGACCCCGAUAUCCCGUACAAGGAGUUCCCAGACUGGCUCCAGCCACUCAUUCCAACCACUGAGGCACGACCACCGGACCAGGUCUGUCUACAACACUAUCCUCCGGGUUCUGGGAUCCCACCGCAUGUAGAUACGCACAAGGCCUAUGAUCAGCUGUACGCCCUGUCUUUGGGUGCCCCGGUCGUUAUGCAGUUCCGCAAGGGCAAGAGCGGCCAGCAGGUCGACGUUGAUUUAACCCCGCGGAGUAUGAUGCAGAUGACGGGUGACGCGAGACUGCAUUGGACUCAUGGCAUCAGGAAGCGAAAGACUGAUACCUUGGUGGAUGGAACGGUGAGGGCACGGGCCGACCGGUGGAGCAUCACAUACCGAUGGCUCAGGAAAGGGGAGUGUGAGUGUGGGAACCUUGAGCUGUGUGACGUAGCGCAGCAACGCAUUGGGGUCGAGAAGGAGAUGAGGUCCGUGAAGGAGUUAACAGGGAAGGCCCCUGCUGAGCAAUGCCGGGGAGGUAAUAGUGAUUAA